GAAAAUACCUCAAUCCACCGACCUGUGUCCAGCUGCAGCCAAGUCCAUCACGUCCACAUCUCCUGUCCCCUCAGGCACAACAUCCUCUUCUACGUUACAUUUUAAAGUUCGUACAGGAAGUCAUAUCAGCUCCUCCCUUAAAAAUACCUCCUCCAGUUACGGUGCAGGGAGGCCACCCAUCAUGUGUGAUAACUCGAGRAGCGGUGCUCAUUUCGUGCCUCUGGGAAAGCCUGCUGGAGGGCAACAAGCAGGCGCAGGCAGACCCAAGAAUCCGGCGGGACGCCCGAGCAAGCAGAUCGGGAAGCUUCGGGAGGAGGCUGCCGCCGCUGCCCACCGUAAACGAAAAGCCCUAUCGCAGGAAGGAGAGCACUCAGGCCCAGAGAGGAACUGCAUCCUUCUCCAAGACCGCSGUCGAGCCUCUUCCUCCUCCUCUUCAUCGUCUCCUUCCUUUUCCAAAGUCCCCACUUCAUCUUUUCUUGCACAUGGACAGACUAACGGCACCCUCUGCCCCAGCAGUAAAGCCCGUGCCCACACUUCCCUCUUAAACUCUCACUCCUCUGCUGCCAAGGCAGUGUGGACUUACAAACGGACACACCCUGCUUUGGUCCAUUCCUCACCACGUGACCCUUCCUCUGCCACUAACUCUCACAGCCGCUCCGGCUCGGGGGACUCAGGACUGCAUGGACACAGCAGUGGGAGGGGGCUUGAGCACCAGGGACUGGUCAAAAAACGUAAGGGGGGUGGCAUACAGGUGCAUUCACCUUCAUCCAAACCCUCAGCACAGCGCCUGCCUCCCUCCUCCUCCAGCUCCAACACGUCGCCCUCUCCACGCUCCAACUUCUACCCCUGGAAAGAGGGUAAAGGUGGGGGGCUCGCUGGGGGCGUAGAGAAGAAACUGGGCACACAGAAG
This is a messenger RNA of Austrofundulus limnaeus, 910 nucleotides long. Its product is annotated as ataxin-7-like protein 2. NCBI's taxonomy places the organism in Eukaryota, Metazoa, Chordata, Actinopteri, Cyprinodontiformes, Rivulidae. The record is from RefSeq and is a predicted model, not a curated record.